Ectocarpus siliculosus is the source of this 1542-nucleotide messenger RNA. Lineage: Eukaryota; Phaeophyceae; Ectocarpales; Ectocarpaceae. The record is from the annotation of a GenBank genome assembly.
UGGCAUCCAUCCCUCCCCGCAACCUCUCCUCUGCCUUGUCUCUCACGAGCUUCUACCUCUCUCAAGCUUAACAUGUCGGCUGUUGCACGUAUCCAGUUGGCGUCCAAGGUGGCUGCACCCAUGGCAUCUAAAGCUCUGGGUGUCUCUUCUUCCCGCUUCUUCACGGGCACGGCACGUGCUCAGAACAAGGUAACCGUCGUGGGUGCCGCGGGCGGGAUCGGGCAGCCCAUGUCCCUUCUCCUCAAGCUGUCGGGGAAGGUCGAACACCUGUCUCUCUUCGACAUCGUCAACACGCCUGGCGUUGCUGCCGACAUCUCCCACUGCAACAGCAAGGGAAAGGUGACCGGGCACAAGGGGGCCGAGGAAAUGGCCACCGCAUUGGACGGCGCAGACGUCGUGGUCAUCCCAGCGGGCGUGCCCCGCAAGCCAGGAAUGACACGUGACGACUUGUUCAACACCAACGCAUCGAUCGUCAAGGGCAUCGCCGAACAGUGCUCCAAGAGCUGCCCCAAGGCGUGCUUCCUCAUCAUCUCCAACCCCGUAAACUCGACCGUGCCCAUCUUCGCCGACGUGCUCAAGGCGAAUGGCGUCUACAACCCACAGAAGCUCAUGGGUGUCACCACCCUCGACGUGUGUCGUGCCCAGACUUUCAUCGCAGAAAACCAGGGCAUGGAUGUGGACAAAUUGGACGUGACGGUUAUCGGAGGGCAUGCGGGCACCACUAUCAUGCCCCUCUUGUCUCAGGUGGAGGGAGCCAAGUUCUCGGACGAGGACAUUAAGGCCUUGACCCACCGCAUACAGUUCGGCGGCGAUGAGGUGGUCCAGGCGAAGGAUGGGGCUGGCUCGGCUACCCUUUCCAUGGCACACGCCGGCGCCUACUUCGCGGGCAAGGUUCUGGACGGGCUGAACGGCGUAGAGGGGGUGACGGAGUGCGCUUUCGUGGAGAGCGACCUGACGGAAGCCCCCUUCUUCGCAUCGCCGUGCACUUUGGGCAAGGACGGCGUGAGCAAGGUCCACGGGUUCGGCAACCUUUCGUCCUUCGAGCAAGCCCUCGUGGACGACAACGUACCAGCUCUCGUAAAGAUGGCGCAGAAGGGCUCAGAUUUCGUCAAGAACAACUGAUACCCCUUAAUUUUUUCUCGGUUUUCGACGGCAACCGGUGGUGGAGAUGUGCAUGGCCUUGAUUUGAUACACGAACUCUAAGACCAAUUGAGACCCGUCUCGAUGUUAUUUAAGUAGCCUUGGGGGGAGAAUAAUCGUGCUUGUUCUCGUUUUUUUUUUUGCGUGUGUGAUCCGAUCUUACCGAUCUUGAACACGUCUAGAAAGCGAAAUACGGAAAAAAUCAACAAGUACGAUGCGAUGUGAUUGGGAAAAGGGGUGGACCAGAGAAUGUGUCGUAUCUAGCCUGGCCUGAAGUUACGUACGGAUUUGUCGCCAGUUGGUUGCGGAAAGAAACGGCUGCAUGCUUUUGUGUUGUCCCGGAAGCGCCAACGAGAGGAUCAUGCCCUAGCCCUAUAAAGGAGAAAGAUGAUGUCGGAAACG